Triticum urartu is the source of this 1143-nucleotide messenger RNA. The record is from RefSeq and is a predicted model, not a curated record. NCBI's taxonomy places the organism in Eukaryota, Viridiplantae, Streptophyta, Magnoliopsida, Poales, Poaceae.
UCCAACGGUCGUAACCCCACCCGCACCGCUACAUGGCUACAGCAGCACCAGCUCUCCCCAAAUCCACCUCCGCGCCGUGCGCCGCCGCCGUUCUCUUCUAGGUUUCCGGCGGUGAGCUGCUGAGACCGAGGAGUGCGCCACCGGGGCUCAGCCGUCGCCGCUUGAGAUGGCGGGGGCGCUCGCGGGAGCCGGGAUCGUGUGGCAGACGCCGGCCAACCCGCCCGAGGCGCAGGACUACAUCUUCCGCAACGGGCGGCGCUACGUGAGGCCCUAUUACUUCGAGUUCAUCUCCCAUGCGAAGAACAGAUGGGCUGGGAAGACCAUUGUAGAUCUCUUCACGGAUGAAUUCAAGGGGCGGCCCCGUGAAUACUAUGUUCAUGCAGUGAAGUGCGGGAGGCUUCAGGUGGAUGAGCAAAUGGUUGAAGAAGACUAUAUUGUGAAAUCAUCACAAAAGAUAAGCCAUUUCUUGCACAGGCACGAGCCACCAGUCUUGGGUGGUAAUAUUGUAAUCCUUCAGAAUGAAGUUGAUGUUGUAACUGUUUGCAAACCGGCAUCUGUUCCAGUUCAUCCCUGUGGACAGUACCGUAAAAACACCGUAGUAGGCAUUAUGGAGGCAGAACAUGGAUUGACGCCCCUAUUUCGUAUCCUUUGCUUCAGAAAUGCCAUCACUGGGUAAUGGCUUCCAUUAUACUCCCUCAACUACUCUUUAGGAGAAAGUCCUUUUCGUUUCCUCAAACUAUUUAUUGUGCUCACAUUGACCCCAUAAACUAAAUUUGGGAUCACUGGACGUCUAAACACCCUUCCUCUGCGAUUCCAGGCAAACAGUGAUUUGUAAUGCUUGAACGCCAUGCAGGGAACUUAUGCAGCAAAGAGGAUAAUUCAUCACUGUCUUAUCCCCUCCUCUUGGUCAUGUACUCGCCCGCCUUCAGGCGUGACAGGAAAACAGGGACAGUCCAUGCCGCUUCUUGCUCUCGUGGUACGGUCUCGAAGACGUGAGUUCCACACCGUGUGAUUUUGGUUCCUGCCUGCUGCACGGGACCCUUGAUGUUCACACCUCAGAUCUCCACCAUGCAAGCUCCGCGGCCGUACCCUGCUGGCUGUUCGACCGCCUCUGUGCCGCCGCCAACCCCCCCCCCCCCCCCC